AUGCCAGGACAGAUUCCUGACCCUGCUCUGGCAGCAGGCUCCCUCCCAGGUCUGGGACUGGUGGGCAUCUCAGCCACCACACUCGCCAACCAACUCAAGCUAGCGGACUACCACCAGCUGGGGUCAAUGCUGUCCCCCCUGCACUUCCUGGGUCGCCUGGGGAAGAGGCCACUGCUCAUUAAGACUGAGAUGGAUGAAGACGAGGACAGAAGGAAAAGACGAAGAGAGAAAAACAAGGUCGCAGCUGCACGCUGUAGAAACAAAAAGAAGGAACGGACAGACUUCCUUCAGCGGGAAUCAGAACGUCUAGAGAUGGUGAACUCUGAGCUCAAGGCUCAGAUCGAAGAACUCCGGCACGAGAGGCAGCAACUCAUGGUGAUGCUCAAUCUGCACCGGCCCACCUGCAUAGUGAGGACAGACAGUGUGAAAACACCAGAGGAUGAGGCCAACCCUUUGCUAGAGCAGUUCUGA
This is a messenger RNA of Knipowitschia caucasica, 471 nucleotides long. The record is from the annotation of a GenBank genome assembly. NCBI's taxonomy places the organism in Eukaryota, Metazoa, Chordata, Actinopteri, Gobiiformes, Gobiidae.